Messenger RNA from Metarhizium brunneum ARSEF 3297, 624 nucleotides. RefSeq lists its product as uncharacterized. Lineage: Eukaryota; Fungi; Ascomycota; Sordariomycetes; Hypocreales; Clavicipitaceae. The record is from RefSeq and is a predicted model, not a curated record.
AUGACUGGGUGUCGGUCAAAAGCUGAAGCCGGCAGUGCGCCUCCUCCACCGCCGCCGCCUCCUCUUCCCGGCCGAUUGGGAAGCACACCGACUCCCAGUGUUCCUUCAAUCAAGCGGCCAACUGUGGCACCGAUUGGUCCCAGAGGUUCAUUUCUAGUGGAAUUGAUAACCUACAACGGAGCACCUUUUAAAAACCACUGGGCAUACUGGGUCCGCUCACAGAGUGAUCCCGACAUCGGGGUCCAGUUGCACGCCACUGGAGAUGUAAGAAAUGGAUUUUCACUCGAAUUCAAGCGAAGCCAUGACCUAAGAGAUACUGGAAAUAUCCCUUCUUCAAGAAUUCCGUUGCAGUGGGUUGAUAGCCGGUACUUUGAUGAGAAAGCAAUGCUCAAUAACGGCAUUCACAAGCUCGAUACCGUGCCGGUCUGUAUGUUUGAGGCCUCGGCAAGCAAGGUUGAUGCGCCUGGGAAGACACUAAACUCAGUCAGCACCACGCCUUACUCGAGAAGUACGGUUAAACAACGAAACUGCCAGACCUGGAUCGUUGAGUCGGCAGAUCAACUUGUCAAGGAUGGAAUUUUCAAUUUAGAGACUGCGGCCUAUCUUCGCAGUGUCGAACAGUGA